GCCUAAUUUUGGUUCAGUGGCAGGGGAGCUGGAGCCAAUCCCCACUGACACAGAGUGAAAGCAUGCACAUGAAUGCUGCAAUGAGCUUCAGGCAAAAACCUUGUUUAUAAUAUUAAAACACUGACAGGGACCAUUUCACUGCACAAUACUGCACAUAUUUUUGGAGAUAACAGUUUAAUCAUCCAGUAAGGGUUUGAAUGCAUAACCAUUAUGCUUAAAUUGAGUAUUUUCACAGUGUGAUGUUAGUGCUUAUAGGAAAAUAAUCUAAAUGCUUUUCUCAUCCACUCAUUGUACUUUAAAAGGCUAUAACCAUGCAUCAGGAUCGCCCGCGUUAUGUGAUUGACAGACCUGCAUACAACCUCCCAGACUUUGACAGAGAAUUUGACAAGAAGAGUCGUCAGUUCCCUGUUGGAGAGAAAGUGAAGAAACUCUUCAGAUGCUCUGUGCCUAGACUGAAGGGUUUGUUAUUUAGACAUCUACCUGUACUGAGCUGGCUCCCCAAGUACAAAGUGAAAGAAAACCUACUCUGUGAUGUCAUCAGCGGGGUCAGUGCCGGCACCAUUCAGGUUCCCCAAGGCAUGGCUUUUGCCCUGCUGGCGAAUCUCCCUCCUGUCAAUGGUCUCUAUUCGUCUUUCUUCCCCCUCAUCCCUUAUUUCUUCAUGGGCACUGCUCACCAGAUGGUCCCAGGUACUUUUGCUGUCCUCAGCAUUAUGGUGGGAAUUGUGUGUCUAAGGCUAGCUCCGGAAUCAGACUUCAGUCAUUUCAAUGCUACUCUUAAUACCUCAAUAGUAGACACAGACAAGAUGAAUGAGGUGCGUUUGGGCAUAUCUGGAACUCUGGCCUGCCUCACUGCAAUCAUACAGAUUGGCCUUGGUUUCAUGCAGUUUGGAUUUGUAGCCAUCUAUUUGUCAGAAUCCUUUGUCAGAGGGUUCAUGACUGCUGCAGGUUUACAGAUCCUCAUCUCUGUGCUCAAGUACAUCUUUGGCAUUAAAGUGCCACCCUACAGCGGACCUCUGGCUGUUGUAUAUACUCUUAUAGACAUUAUACGAGGCCUUCCUCAUACCAACAUAGCCUCGCUAGUAUUUGCCCUGGUGAGCAGCGUGGUUCUGAUUGUGGUGAAGGAGUUGAGUGCACGCUACCGACACAAACUACCCUUUCCCAUUCCUAUGGAGAUCAUCAUUGUAGUUGUGGCCACAGCCAUUUCAGGCCCCCUGCACCUUCCUGAGAUCUAUCAUAUGGACAUAGUUGGACAUAUCCCUCUGGGUUUUCCAGCUCCAAUACUGCCAACAGUGAGUCAGUGGGAUGACAUGUUGAGCACAGCUUUCUCGCUGGCAAUAGUAGGGUAUGUCAUCAACCUGGCAAUGGGUAGAACACUGGCAGCCAAGCAUGGCUACGAUGUGGAUCCUAACCAGGAAAUGUUGGCUCUUGGCUGCAGCAAUUUCCUCGGCUCCUUCUUUAAGAUCCAUGUGAUCUGCUGUGCUCUGUCUGUAACCCUGGCUGUAGACAGUGCAGGGGGAACCUCACAGUUUGCGAGUCUGUGUGUGAUGCUGGUUGUGAUGGUUACAAUGCUCGCCUUGGGAGCCUAUCUGAAACCGCUGCCGAAAUCUGUGCUUGGAGCUUUAAUUGCAGUCAACUUGAAGAACACACUCCUACAACUCUCUGACCCCUAUUACUUAUGGAAGAAGAGCAAGCUGGACUGUUUUGUGUGGGUGGUGUCAUUUUUGGCCACAUUCUUUCUUAGUUUACCCUAUGGAGUUGCAAUUGGAGUGGCCGUUUCCAUCCUGGUGGUUAUUUUCAAGACCCAGUUUCGUAAUGGCUCCUCGAUGGUGCAGAUUGUAGAUACAGAUAUCUACAAAAACCCCAAGUUGUACAACAAGGGCAUAUCAAUAACUGGCGUGAAAAUAGUAAACUAUUGCUCACCGCUGUAUUUUGCAAAUGCAGAGAUAUUUCGCCGGAAGGUCAUCAAAAAGACCGGGUUUGACCCUGGCAAACUUAUCCUAGCCAGGAGGAAGUUCUUAGAGAAAGAGCAGAGGGAAAAAGCAAAAGAGGAGAAGAAGGACAAAGAGACAAGAAGGAGGAAACUAAGUUCUUUGGUUACCAUGAGGGCUCAGACCAUAUCUCAGCUUGAACUACAAAAUGACUUUGAUAUGAACGAUGGCAGUGCCAGUAAACCUGAACCUCCCACCAGCUAUGUCAACUUCCACUGCAGUGACAUUGAACAGGGCGGGCAGACUCAGGACCAAGAGCCACAAAGUCCCCCUGAUGUCACACUGGAGUCCCAGCCUGUUCCCUUCCACACUCUCAUCCUAGACUUGGCAGGGGUCUGCUUCAUAGACCUUAUGGGCAUCAAAGUACUGAUAAAGAUGAACUCAAGCUACUCAAUGUUAGGCAUCAAAUUAUACCUGGCCAAUGUUCAAGCCCAGGUGUAUGAAGAACUGGAAGAUGGAGGUGCUUUUGAUGAUGGCAAUAUUGCCCGCAGUAAUCUUUUCCUUUCUGUCCAUGAUGCCAUUCUCUUUGCUCAGCAGACAUCUGGGGAAAGAGCAGCUUCGUCAAAGGGAGAGAAAACAAGACAGGAACUUGCCUUUAAUAUUAAUGAGGAGAAGGAUCUGGAGCAGGAAAUGUUUUAGGGACCAGCCAUUCUGGUGGAGAAGCAGAAAAAACAUGGUGAAAAUGAUAUGAAAUAAGACAACAAUCCUCUCUGUGUCUAAUUUACAAAACAAUACCCUUGCCUACUUUCUUGUAUAAUUUUUGCAGACUAUCAAUUAACCCAUAAAAACGUGUUACUUAGAGGUUUGGCAUUGUAAUCAACACUUGACACUACUGACAGAGGGCAGCACAAACCUGCACAAGACACCCCAACAGCAAGUAAACACUGAGCAGAUAAUGAGGUCACACUGAGGCUGUUUGCCCACCCUGCACAAUAAGUGUAGAGUGAACCUGCUGACUACGCAGUCAUACAGAAGUGGUCCUGUAAUUAACUGAGAGUGUGCAUGGCCACAGCUGUGAGGUACAGCCAGCUGAGCACUGUGGCGAAGUCCCUAAAGAGGCAAGACACCGAGAAGGGCUAAACAGAAAAGAAGAGAAAGAUACACAGCAUCAGCAGUUUCACAGAGCUUUGUCUUGCAAGCUCUAUUAGAUCAUGAUUUCAGCCAUUUCCUAUAAGGCCCUAACAAAAAUAACAAUUCUAAUUGUAGCCAGUUGAGCCAACUGGAGAGUGAUCAUAACAAAAUGAAUUAAGCUGGCCGACUAACUUGUGUUUGUGUAGCAGGUACUCAAAGGCCUGUGGUGUCUAGCCUCGCAGCAAGCUGACAAUAGUGUUGGUAUGCCUGUGAUGCAUGAAUGGAUUUAUGAAGCUAUUAAGAAAUCAUCCUAAGGUAUUCUGGCACACAUCUGCUCCUUUGCUUCCCUUCCUCUCCACAGCAAAUUGGCACCACAAGUGAUUACAAGGUUUCUGUGGCCAUCAGCUUUAAUUUGGAGCUCAGGGAAAGUCUCUCAUCACUUAAUGUGUGCAUGUGUCCGCUUAAUUUCAUCACCUGCAGUUCUUCCCCCCCGUUUUGUCUUUGUUUUCAGAACUGCUCGUGCCUGAAUUACUUAGGCUUUAAUUAGGUAAAUAUGCCAUUACAUCCUGUUGUGUAUUAUUUGUUUUUUAACAUUUGAUGAAAUAAGGACUAGACUGUGAUUGUCCAAUAUUCCAUUCUAUGUAUUGUACGUAAAAAGGCAUUUGCUGAAAUGCUUUUUGUCAGGAGCUGUAAUACAGGGUUGGACAUAAUAAAGCACUUCUGAUUUUUGUGGUUGUAGUACCAUGCUUUUGGGGAUUAUUAUUAUGAUUUUUUUUAGAUUAUUGAAGAACCAGCAGCUCUCAAAUCAGGGUUAUUAUAGUUAGCAAUAUACAGUUUAAGUAAAACAACAACAAAAAAAAAAAGACUUUGAACUAUGUGGGACUUUUAAUAAACUAUGGUUUUGUUAAUGAU
Sphaeramia orbicularis (orbiculate cardinalfish) is the source of this 3971-nucleotide messenger RNA. RefSeq names its product solute carrier family 26 member 9. Gene Ontology annotation, biological process: transmembrane transport. The coding region runs from base 312 to 2627 and encodes 771 amino acids. NCBI's taxonomy places the organism in Eukaryota, Metazoa, Chordata, Actinopteri, Kurtiformes, Apogonidae. The record is from RefSeq and is a predicted model, not a curated record. The transcript has 20 exons. Gene Ontology annotation, cellular component: membrane.